Molecule: messenger RNA, 1935 nt
Organism: Plenodomus lingam JN3
Lineage: Eukaryota; Fungi; Ascomycota; Dothideomycetes; Pleosporales; Leptosphaeriaceae
Molecular function (GO): oxidoreductase activity; chitin binding; FAD binding
Source: RefSeq, a predicted model, not a curated record
AUGAAGUUCCUCGUCUCCGUUACGGCCGGACUCUUGUCUGUGGGCUUUGCUGACGCUUCGCCUGCCCCGUUGUUGGCCAAGAGAGCUGUGUCCACCGACGGUUCAUGCGGUGGAGCAAACCAGUUCACUUGUCAGGGCUCAUCGUUCGGAAACUGUUGUUCGCAAUAUGGAUGGUGUGGAAGCUCUGCAGCUCAUUGUGGUGCGAGCUGCAACUCAGCGUUUGGCACAUGCACGGGCACGACCAAGCCGGUGUCUUCUAAAGCUUCUUCAGCACCCGCUGCAACCCCAACUUCAUUGAAGGUUUCUACCGAUGCAACAUGCGGUGGAAAGACGGGAAAUACAUGUUUAGGAAGCACGUUUGGCCAAUGUUGUAGCGCCUCGGGCUACUGUGGUAGCACGGCUGCCUAUUGUGGAACUGGAUGUCAAUCGAACGCUGGACUCUGUGGUAGCAACAAUGGUACUCCCAGUUCGAGCUCUUCGCAAGCAGGCAGCUCGAGCAAGCCAACGCCGUCGCCUACCCCGUCUUCUGGUGGUGCUUCCCAAUGUCUCAAUGGCAAGAAUAUUCCUUACAAGAUGACUUCCGACGCUGGAUACUCUGAUCUCAUUGCACCCUACAACCUGCGUCUGCCGUACAAGCCAGCUGUUGUCGUGCUUCCUACCACUAACCAACAUAUUCAAGAUGCCGUAGUUUGCGCUGCCCAGGCUGGUCUCAAGGUCCAGCCCAAAUCUGGUGGCCAUUCGUAUGCAAGCUUUAGCUCUGGUGGCAAGGACGGUUCCAUGAUGAUUGAUCUCCAGUCGUUCCAGACUAUCAACCUGGACAAGAGCUCGGGUGUCGCGACUGUCGGAGGCGGCGUUCGCCUUGGUAACCUCGCAGAUGGUAUCUUCACUCAGGGCAAGGCUGCUGUGUCCCACGGAACCUGCCCUGGCGUUGGUAUUGGAGGUCAUUAUACUCAUGGAGGCUACAGCCACACCUCACGUAACUGGGGGCUUGCUAUGGACCAGGUCGUUGGUGCAGACUUCGUCCUCGCAAACGGCACCCUGAUCAAGGCCACAUCCAGCCAGAACCCUGAAAUCUUCUGGGCCAUCAGGGGUGCUGCAGAGUCUUUUGGUAUCGUCACAACCUUUUAUGUGCAAACACGUCCUGCGCCAGAUUCCAUCACGUACUUUGCAUUUGCCUUCAACGGCGUCAUGGACUCCAAGACCACGUUCACAAACUCUUUCCUCCACAUCCAGGACGUUGCCAAGAACGCCUCCGUAGUGGACAACAAAAUCUCCUUUGGCGUCUACCUCGACGGUUACGGCAGUUUCACCCUCAGCGGUGCCUACUUCGGCUCCGUCGCCGACUUCAACGCCAAAGUAAAGCCCGAACUCCUCCGCAGUCUUCCCAGCAACACCCCCACCGUGCAAAACAUGCCCUACUACGACUACCUCGUCAAAGUCUCUGGGGAAACCACAAUCAAAGUCCCCCGAUCCGGCUACGCCGAACACGACAACUUCUUCGCCAAAUCCCUCACCGUCCCCGAAUCCUCGGGCCUCACUCGCACAACCCUAAACACCCUCUUCGACUACCUCAAGACCGCCGGCUCCGUGGAAUACUACAUCAUCAUCAACCUCUACGGCGGCCCAGGCUCCGCCAUCAACACCAAGGACACAAACUUCGCCGCCUACAACGACCGCGACAGUCUCUGGGUCCUGCAAAACUACGGCAUGACCGGCGCUUCCCUCGAUUUCGUCAACGGCAUCAACAACGCCGUCAUCAAGGCCCAGCCGCAAACCAAGUUUGGCGCCUACCUCAACUAUCUCGAUCCUAGUUAUGAUGCUGCCACCGCACAUCAGCUGUACUAUGGUGAUGCGGUUUAUGCGCGGUUGGCGGCGCUGAAGAGGCAGGUUGAUCCACAGAGUGUGUUUUGGCAUCCUCAGGCUGUUGGGGUGUAG